AAGGGAAUAAAUAGUAGCAAGCAAUAAAAAAAUUGGUAGUAUAUAAAUUAUGAGAGAGGGAUUGUGAUUUUUACAUCAGCACUACUAUGUGCAAAUGCAUAAAUUUAAUUCAGAUACUCUUUUUAUAAAUAUUAUUAUACUGUCCAUUCUUUUAACCAAAAAAAAAAAAAAAUGUCUUAAUACACCAUUUAAUUCCUUUCUCUAGGAUCCACUAUCACACGUAGUAUAUAAUCCUAUACAGUUCACGUUAUCAAACACCAAAGCAUCAAAAGCCUUCCACACUUGUAUUAUUUUGGGGUAGUUGAUUUGUUAGCGUGUUAUUUGUGAGAUCAUCAUGGAUCAUGCAACAUUAGCAAUGAUACUAGCCAUUUGGUUCAUUUCUUUUCAUUUCAUAAAAUUACUUUUUAGCCAACAAACUACCAAACUUCUUCCUCCUGGUCCAAAACCAUUGCCAAUAAUUGGCAACAUCUUAGAAGUUGGUAAAAAACCUCAUCGUUCAUUUGCUAAUCUUGCUAAAAUUCACGGCCCUUUAAUAUCGUUACGUCUAGGAAGUGUAACAACUAUUGUUGUAUCAUCAGCAGAUGUAGCCAAAGAAAUGUUCUUAAAAAAAGACCACCCUCUUUCUAACCGUACUAUUCCUAAUUCUGUCACGGCCGGUGACCACCAUAAACUUACCAUGUCGUGGUUGCCGGUUUCGCCGAAAUGGCGGAAUUUUCGUAAGAUUACAGCCGUCCAUUUGCUUUCUCCUCAAAGACUUGAUGCUUGCCAAACUUUUCGCCAUGCCAAGGUGCAACAGCUUUAUGAAUAUGUACAAGAAUGUGCACAAAAAGGCCAAGCUGUUGAUAUUGGCAAAGCUGCAUUUACUACCUCCCUUAAUUUGUUAUCUAAACUAUUUUUUUCUGUGGAAUUAGCCCACCAUAAAUCACACACUUCUCAAGAGUUUAAGGAACUAAUAUGGAACAUUAUGGAAGAUAUUGGCAAACCUAACUAUGCUGAUUAUUUUCCUAUUUUAGGCUGUGUUGAUCCAUCAGGUAUUCGACGAAGAUUAGCAUGUAGUUUUGACAAGUUGAUUGCAGUUUUUCAGAGUAUAAUAUGUGAAAGGCUUGCGCCUGAUUCUUCAACUGCAACAACAACGACGACUGAUGAUGUGCUAGACGUUCUUCUUCAGCUCUUCAAACAAAAUGAGCUCACUAUGGGCGAGAUUAACCAUUUGCUCGUCGACAUUUUUGAUGCUGGAACAGACACUACAUCAAGUACUUUUGAGUGGGUCAUGGCAGAGUUAAUUAGGAAUCCUGAAAUGAUGGAAAAGGCUCAAGAAGAAAUUAAGCAAGUAUUGGGUAAAGAUAAACAAAUUCAAGAAUCAGACAUUAUUAACCUACCUUACUUACAAGCCAUUAUCAAAGAAACUUUGCGACUACAUCCACCAACUGUAUUUCUUUUGCCUCGUAAAGCCGACACUGACGUUGAACUAUAUGGUUAUAUUGUGCCUAAAGAUGCACAAAUACUUGUUAACUUAUGGGCUAUUGGAAGAGAUCCUAAUGCAUGGCAAAAUGCUGAUAUUUUUUCGCCCGAAAGAUUUAUAGGGUGUGAAAUUGAUGUCAAAGGAAGAGAUUUUGGACUCUUACCUUUUGGAGCUGGAAGAAGGAUAUGUCCUGGGAUGAAUUUGGCCAUUAGAAUGUUAACUUUGAUGCUAGCUACUUUACUUCAAUUCUUCAAUUGGAAGCUUGAAGGAGACAUAAGUCCAAAAGACUUAGACAUGGAUGAGAAAUUUGGGAUUGCGUUACAAAAGACAAAGCCUUUAAAACUUAUUCCAAUACCUAGGUAUUGAAAUUUGUUGGAUUUCUACGUACUACUAUUAUUAUUAUUUGUGAUUGGUUUUGGGUUAGCUUCAAAUUCAGAAUUUGUUCAUGUUUAAUUGUUUGAUGUGCUCGAUUGAAUUUACUACAAAUUAACUCCAAUUAUAUCUUCUCAACUUGGAGUAAUGGCUUGGGUUUCUCAUCUCUUGUGCAAGGGGUGAGCUUGCAGCUUAACAUCCUUCAAGAAGAUUCAAUUAAUAACAUGUGUAUGUAUGUGUAUGUGUGGAUUGUAUCUCUUUAUUCAUUUUGCUUGUUGUAAUGAUUUUUAGUUAAGUUUUAAAUGUAAUCCCUCCAUUAUUAUUGUAAUUAUAAAGGAUUUGAUCCUCCUUUGUGUCGAAAUUAUAUAUAUAAAUAAAUUUGUAGCA
Molecule: messenger RNA, 2221 nt
Organism: Beta vulgaris subsp. vulgaris (sugar beet)
Lineage: Eukaryota; Viridiplantae; Streptophyta; Magnoliopsida; Caryophyllales; Amaranthaceae
Product: cytochrome P450 76AD1
Exons: 2
Coding region: 335-1828 (497 amino acids)
Molecular function (GO): heme binding; oxidoreductase activity, acting on paired donors, with incorporation or reduction of molecular oxygen; monooxygenase activity
Source: RefSeq, a predicted model, not a curated record